AGUUAUUAUCUGAACAUCGACUUUGGCGGCAACUACAACUGUAUGCUGUCAUUCUCGGCGCUUCACCACGUCAAGCCUACCGCGCUCACCUCCGAAUUUCUGACCCCCGGACAUUGUAUUACUUUUAUCAGUAACGGAUGCCAUUGCCACCACAGCACCAGCAGCUCCGCAUCUCGUUCCCUGUGGAGAACUGGCCUGGCUGGGACAUCAAAGAAUUAUCUUUGACGCGAUUUGAAGCAGAUUUUGCACCCGCCUUGGGUAGAUGCGAUUGUUCACGGGCAAAGACGGCGGCUGCUAAGAAGGGCAGUGUCUCAAACUUGGCAGCUUCAUGCCCUGUAGUCCUCAGCGUGAACGUGGAUGCAGCCACUCAUGAUGAUUACUGUUCAGAUUCGCCAAUAUUUCAUGGCGUCGCGGUCUCAAAAUCAUCGCCACCCAUCCACCUGGCCUUAAAGUUUGCCCUACGAGAAGACCUCAUACCAGCGCUGUUGCACGAAGCUCAUAUGUACAGUGCUCAUCUUGAGCACGUACAGGGCCGUGCCGUUCCUUAUUUCUGGGGCUUCUUCAUGGGUUUUUUGUGCGAUUCAAGCCAUGGGAUGGCCGUCGAUGGAGACGGAGAGCCAAUCGCGUGUCUCGUAUUAGAAUAUUGGGGCGGUACGCUUCCGAUGCGCUUCGAUCACUUGGAGAAAGGUAUAAGGAUGCACAUUUUACACAAGCUUGGAGAGAUACAUCAAUGUGGAGUACAUCACGGCGAUUUUGCGGAACGGAAUGUGCUCUACUCGGAUGAAGAUGGCAUAGACAUUCGAAUCAUAGACUUUGAUCAGACAGAGCCACACAUGUGCGGACGGGGAGACAAGGGGUGUGACGUGCUACAGCAGGUGGGACGAGACAUGGGUUUGUAGAAAGGGAGAGGAUGACAGAAUAUGUACGCUUUUGUAGGAAUUCUCGUUGUAUUUAAAAGUGGCUAUAUUGAUCAUGCAAUCCGCGACCCUCAACUGAACAA
This is a messenger RNA of Guyanagaster necrorhizus, 1000 nucleotides long. RefSeq lists its product as uncharacterized. The coding region runs from base 138 to 899 and encodes 253 amino acids. Gene Ontology annotation, molecular function: protein kinase activity. Gene Ontology annotation, biological process: protein phosphorylation. Lineage: Eukaryota; Fungi; Basidiomycota; Agaricomycetes; Agaricales; Physalacriaceae. The transcript has 3 exons. The record is from RefSeq and is a predicted model, not a curated record.